This is a messenger RNA of Malurus melanocephalus (red-backed fairy wren), 777 nucleotides long. RefSeq names its product cystatin C (gene CST3). Gene Ontology annotation, molecular function: cysteine-type endopeptidase inhibitor activity. Bases 16 to 447 code for a protein of 143 amino acids. NCBI's taxonomy places the organism in Eukaryota, Metazoa, Chordata, Aves, Passeriformes, Maluridae. The transcript has 3 exons. The record is from RefSeq and is a predicted model, not a curated record.
CGGUAGAGCGCAGCCAUGGCGGUUGAUAAGGUUUCAGUGUUUGUGCUGCUGGCCGCGGCCCUGCUCUGCUUCGCCGGCGCCGUGCGAGGCGCCCUGGGCCGCCCGCGGCUGGUGGGUGCCCCGCAGCCCAUCGAGAACCCCGAGAACGACGAGGGGCUGGAGCGGGCUCUGCAGUUCGCCAUGACGGCGUACAACAGGGCCAGCAACGACAUGUACACCAGCCGGGUGGUGCGGAUCAUCAGCGCCCAGAGGCAGAUCGUGGCUGGGGUCAAGUACAUAAUGGAAGUGGAGAUUGCCCGGACAACCUGCACAAAGCCAGCAACUGAUAUCCAGAACUGUGCUUUCCACGAGGAGCCCCAGAUGGCCAAGCACACUAUUUGCAACUUUGUGGUGUUGAACGUUCCUUGGCGRAACCAGGUGGAGCUGCUGGAGAGCAAGUGCCACUAAGCCUACCUUGAUUCCAGCAGAGACCAGCAACCAGCUGUUCAGAUGUAAAGGAAGAAGGCAAUAACAUGGAUUGAGAUGGGCUUUGUCAAUGCCUGUAACUUGGCUACUGACGUACGCUUGUGCUAUGCAAAUUAAACCAUGUAACUUCACUUUUAAAGCACAGUAUGAUCUCAACUUUUUCUUCUUUGGAAUUAUUAUUUUAGAGCAGCUGUUUCGGUCUUCUUACAGCUUUCCCAGUGAAUUCACUCCAGCAUCAGAAUUCUUAUUAAAAUMCCUUUGGUAUCCAUGUUAAGUGACUACUGUAAACAUAAAAACCUAAUUAAUAAUUGC